Alosa alosa (allis shad) is the source of this 1899-nucleotide messenger RNA. RefSeq names its product G-protein coupled receptor family C group 6 member A-like. Gene Ontology annotation, biological process: G protein-coupled receptor signaling pathway. Lineage: Eukaryota; Metazoa; Chordata; Actinopteri; Clupeiformes; Clupeidae. Gene Ontology annotation, cellular component: membrane. The transcript is spliced from 4 exons. Gene Ontology annotation, molecular function: G protein-coupled receptor activity. The record is from RefSeq and is a predicted model, not a curated record. The coding region runs from base 1 to 1899 and encodes 632 amino acids.
AUGGGUCUUUUCUGGUUUGCUGUGAGCCUGUGGAGCUGCUGUGGACCGUCUGUGUCCCUACAUCUGGGAGGAGAGACCUCUGAAGUAUCUCACCCAGGAGAUGUCAUGAUUGGCGGUCUUUUCCCUAUUCACAAACAAGUUUCUUCAAAGGAAAAACAUGGCCCUAUUACAAAUUGUUCUGACGUUGACGUGACCAUGUUAAUCCGUGCCCAAGCCAUGAUAUACGCCAUCGAAAAGAUCAACGAGUUACAAUAUCUGUUGCCAAAUGUGUCCAUUGGCUAUAAAAUAUAUGACACUUGUGGGGAUGUAUCUAUAGCAACUAGAGAAACGCUAAAACUCCUUGAACAGUCCCAUGGAAACCAAAAUAUGUGUCCUCUCUUGGAAGAGACCCCUGGCACGGGUGCAGAAGGGGUCAAGGUAGUGAUUGGAGAGAGAGACUCUGAGACCUCUGUUGCUGUGGCCCGCUUGCUGGCGCUGCCCAAAGUGGCACAGAUUAGCUAUGCUUCGACGAGUGAGCUACUAAGCAGUAAACUGAAGUUCCCAUCCUUUCUCCGCACUGUCCCGAGUGACAAACAACAGACCAAGGCCAUGGCUGAGUUUGUGAGAGAACAAAAGUGGGACAUAGUAGGUGUCAUUGGAAGUGAUGAUGAAUAUGGCAAAUAUGGCUCUGAGACUCUCAUCGAUCUCUUCACUCAAAUCAAAGCCUGCAUCGCAUUCAAGGAGGUUUUACCAGCUGAGUUCACUCAAAAUGAGACGCUCACUAGGAUAGAACUUGACAAGAUCUUCAAGAAGAUACAAACCCAUCCAACUGAAGCUAUUGUGAUUUUCACCAAAACGAGAAAUGUGAAGGCCAUCUUAGAGGAGGCCGUUAAGCGUAGGGUACACAGGACCUGGUUGGCUAGUGAUUCCUGGUCCAUCUCCAUAGAGAUAUCUGGACUCAAUAACAUCACACAGAUUGGGAGAGUCAUUGAAGCAGAAUGUCAGGCCUGCCCCAGUGGCCAGUACGCAUCUCCAAAGAAGGACUGCUGUCUGCCAAAGGAGAUCACCUUCUUCACGUGGGGGGACGGCAUCGUCAUAGCCCUGGUGGUGUUCGACAGCCUGGGCGUCGUGCUCACUGUCCUAGUGGCUGUGCUGUUCACCGUGCAGAGGAGCACCCCCAUCGUGAAGGCGGCCGGCGGCUACCUAUGCUUCCUGGCCCUGCUGUCCCUACUGGUCUGCUUCGCCAGCGUGGCCGUGGGGCUCAGCGAGCCCUCAGACGUGACCUGCAUGAUCGAGGUGCCCCUCUUCCUCCUGGCGUUCACCCUCUGCAUCUCCUGCAUCCUGGCCAACCUGCUCCAGGUCUUCGUGGGCUUCAACUUCCGCCUGACAAUGACCAGCACGCUGAAAAGCCUCAAUAGGCCGGCUGUGGUCAUUUGUGUUUGCUUCGGGGUUCAGGUGUUACUGUGCUCACUGUGGCUCAUCCUUAACCCCCCAAACAAAAUCACAUUGAAUGACCAUGAAACCCAAAUCAUAAUUGCAUGCUUUGAAGGGUCCAUGUUUCUGUCCAUGGCUGUGUUUUUGUAUGUCUGCCUGCUUUCUGUGGUAUGCUUCAUAUUUGCAUACAACGGAAGGCAACUCCCAGACCUGUAUAAGAAUGCUCGAUAUGUUGCUGUUAGCAUGCUGGUCUAUCUUGUGAUGUGCAUCAUUUUUCUGCCAUUCUACAUGACUUCUUUUAGCAAGUACAGGCAAAGCAUUCAGGCUUGUGCACUCAUGGUGACUACAUACAGUGUCUUGAUCUGCCACUUUGGCACAAAAUGCUACAUCAUGCUGUUUAAGAAGGACCUGAACAACGAGAGUGCCAUAGCAGAGUACAUACGUAACCAUUACAACCAAAAGAGCAUAAGGGUUUUAAGCUCCUAA